This is a messenger RNA of Phascolarctos cinereus (koala), 1291 nucleotides long. The record is from RefSeq and is a predicted model, not a curated record. Lineage: Eukaryota; Metazoa; Chordata; Mammalia; Diprotodontia; Phascolarctidae.
GGCGGGGCGAGGAGGCGUGGGGGCGGGGCGGAGAACGUAGUCAGGGCGAGCUGGAUACCUGAUUCAUUACCUAUUGGAGAAGCUCCGUAGGGGAGUGGACAUAGGGCUGGCCUCAGAGUCAGAAAGACUCAAAUGAGAUCGUGGAUCAACAAAGGAACUCCGGAGGCUACCUCAGGCCCUCUGAAUCCAGGUUGCAACUACUGUGGCACCUAUUAUUAAUGGCACCAAAGCUGUUGAUUCUUUGUACUCCUUUACUAUUCUCUGCAAGACAUGGCCAGAAAACAGUUUGUAUUCGUAAGUUACAUACUCCCUUCAUCUGCCAAAUAUUACAGCAAGUCUGAUGACAUAAUGAUUACAACCAGAGGAAAAAACCAAGCAGAACCACACACAGAAACUGCCCUAGAGAGGUGUUUGUCAAGAAUUGGUUGCAGUAUUUAUUCAGAAAGCCAGGAAGGUUUGGUCAAGGAAGCCACUUCUAUGCUUGGCUUUGUUGCUGUUGUUUGAAACCAGAGCUUCGAUAUCAAUGGCUAGGAGUUCGACUUCUCUAGAUUUUGAUUUAACCCAACAAAGCAAUUAUUUCUGGUACUGGCAAAGGAUGAAGGCUGAGUUACAACUUGACGACUAUGGUGCCUAUUACCAGCAGCAUCAAACCUGCUAUUUGCAGUCAGAUUUUGAACCAUAUUUUGAAUAUAACUAUAACUUUAUAUUUUAUGAGAAUGUUCAGAAUGUCUCUUCUGCAAAGGAGAACACUAAAGAUCUAGCUGAAAUUCCGGCUGUGUCAGAGGCUCGGACUACAAAUAGUGAUGAGGAACAAACUGAAGAUCCACAGAUUCCCUUGGAUAUUGAGAAGCUGAACAAGGAGUUUAUGGUGGGAAGUGAAGAGCUCUAUGACUCCCUAAUGAAUUGUCACUGGCAGCCUCUGGAUACUGUUGCUUCUAGAAUCCCAAAUAAUGUCCAGGAGUAACUGGGCAAAUACAAAGCAGUUCCAUCAAGAUGCUAUCCAGUGGUUAUAUUGAUACUUUGGAGUGGGCGUCAUAAGUACUUUUGUUUUGUUACAUAGGCAUUUGUUUGAAUAAACUUGUUGGGAGGAUUGGAACGUACUGAGAUAAUGAAGAACUACUCCAUAAAAAUAAAGAUAACCAGUAAAUGCAUUUUACUUAUUAUUUAGGAUGCAAGGUAGUGUACCCCAGGCAACAUUUGAAAAUUGUGCUUUCCAUGUAUAACCCAUAUUAGAUUGCCCUCUUGGGGAGGAGGAGGGAGAAUUUUGGAACUUAAAAAUAUUAUAAAAAUG